AUAAACGGGGCUUGAAGUUAGUCCACUGGCAGUCCGCAUUCCCAUCCAUUCACGAACGCCUUGAUCAUCGAAGACGCUUCCUCAGUCAAGGCUAUGCCUGGAGCUUGUUGGAGGAGUGAACUCUUCACUGUUGUGCCUCCAUCUGUGCCUCGUCCGAGGUCUUUGUUUCAUGCAACUGCCUCGCGCUCUCAAUUCUGGUGGGAGACAACCGGCGAGGUUCUGUAUAGAUUACUACAGGAAGGCUCUUACCCGGCGCAUCUCCGACAUUCGUAUGUCGCAUUCUACUGGCUCAUGGUCAUGCCGGAGUACGGGGUGGAUCCAUUCUCCGGCUCGAGGUCCUCCCUCUUUUCAAGCUCCCAGUACCUCUCGAACACUGCUCUGAAAGACAAUCGGCACGUUCGGAAGGCUGGGGGUAUCUGCUUUACUUCUACCCCCCUUAGCGAUACGGGCACGGCUGCAGAUCUUGCCGUCCUCAAUGCAAGCAGAGACUACAUUUCCUACAUCACCGACGACCACUCGCCUGUCGAAUUCUCCUGCAUGUUCGACGCUCGCGGGAAACCGGUGAUACGAUUUUCAAUCGAUCCCAUUGCACGGCAGCGGGACCGGUGCGAGCCUGCGAUCAAGUUGUUCGAAGACUACGGCGCAAGCCUCGAGCUGUCUGACGCAGAUCUUGCUUGGUGCAAGAUCUGUGCCAGCGAACUCACAAUGACCACCCGAGACGGCCAUCCUGGCACUGGAUCUACACGACCUCGAUAUUCCUCGCAAUACUUCGUAGCAUUUGAACUUUUAGGAAGUGUCCCUUCCAUGAAGGCAUACUUCUUGCCAGAGACUGUUGCAUCUGUGACUGGCAAGUCGAAGCUCGAGCUCAUUACGAAGACCGUCGAUCAACUCGCCCUUGACGCCCCCGGUUUGACGACCGCAUGGACCAAUACGUGUAGCUUCUUCAAGUCCCUUCCUCCCGACCUCACGCCAUCUCUCGAGAUUGCUGCAGUUGAUUGUGUCCCUUCGCACAAAAACAGGUUCAAAAUUUACGUACGCACUCCGAAGGUCACUCUCACGAAUAUCAAGCGUUUCAUGACGCUUGGGGGCAUACACCAGACGGCCACGGUCGGUCACGCCCUUGAACAGAUCACUAUGUUCUGGCGAAUACUGUUCGGCGACCUACCAGAGGACUCCGAGCCAAAUGUGAAUGAGGCACGCCUCCGUCAUCUGACCGGAGGCUUGCUCUUCUACUUUGAAUUGCGAGGAGACUAUCCAUACCCGCAUCCGAAGGUUUAUAUCCCUGUGCGACAUUUGUGCAGAGACGACGCACAAGUGAUAGAGGCGAUGGUGAGCCUGUAUCAAGCGAUUGGUAAUUCCGAAGCUGCAAGACAAUAUGGGCGUAUUGUACGCGAAAGCUUCACGCACCGUGCCCUCUCGUCUCGCACUGGAUUACACACCUACAUUACCAUCGCUUCGAAGGCUCGAGACGUAGAGAUUACCGCGUACUUCAAUCCAGAAUGCUUCCGCCGGGGUAGUACAGACAUCUGACUCGUGAUAUUACUUCUAGGCUAGGACCUCCAAUCGCCCAGACUCCUUAUGCUCUAGUAUAGUCGACAUACCAGUACUCGUGCAUGCAUAGCCAAGGCGAGAAGGGCGUUAAGAUCGUGUCUCAGCCGAUGCACUCGUUACUACAAGUUAUACUUAAG
Messenger RNA from Rhodofomes roseus, 1688 nucleotides. RefSeq names its product tryptophan dimethylallyltransferase-domain-containing protein. Bases 94 to 1530 code for a protein of 478 amino acids. Gene Ontology annotation, molecular function: transferase activity, transferring alkyl or aryl (other than methyl) groups. The record is from RefSeq and is a predicted model, not a curated record. NCBI's taxonomy places the organism in Eukaryota, Fungi, Basidiomycota, Agaricomycetes, Polyporales, Fomitopsidaceae. Gene Ontology annotation, biological process: alkaloid metabolic process. The transcript has 4 exons.